Molecule: messenger RNA, 1524 nt
Organism: Priapulus caudatus
Lineage: Eukaryota; Metazoa; Priapulida; Priapulimorpha; Priapulimorphida; Priapulidae
Product: tyrosine decarboxylase-like
Exons: 12
Coding region: 1-1524 (507 amino acids)
Biological process (GO): amino acid metabolic process
Molecular function (GO): carboxy-lyase activity; pyridoxal phosphate binding
Source: RefSeq, a predicted model, not a curated record
AUGACGUUGUUGUUGUUGCAGGUUACGCACUGGCAGCACCCGCGCUUCCACGCCUACUUCCCCGCCGGUAACUCGUGGCCGUCAAUCCUCGCCGAUAUGCUGUCUGACGCAAUCGGCUGCGUCGGUUUCUCGUGGGCAGCGAGUCCGGCCUGCACAGAACUGGAGACGAUUAUGUUGGACUGGAUAGCUCGCAUGGUGAAUCUUCCCAAUAUCUUCCGUCCAUUCGAAGACAUGGGCAGAGGGGGAGGCGUCCUACAACAGUCAGCUAGCGACUGCAUCCUCGUCUGCAUGCUCACUGCGCGUGCGCAGGCCAUCCGACACUACAAAGAGGAGCACGGAUCCGAGGAGGACGGAGCCAUCUUGUCUAGGAUGGUCGCUUAUUGCUCGAAGGAGGCACAUUCCAGCGUAGAGAAAGCUGCCAUGAUUUGUUUGGUUAAAAUACGAAUACUGGAGACAGACGAAGAAUACGCACUGCGUGGCGAAGUUCUAUCCGAGGCAAUCAAAGAGGACAAGGACGUGGGACUAAUUCCCUUCUAUGUGUCAGCCACCCUUGGUACGACAUCAUGCUGCUCGUUCGACAACCUAUCUGAGAUCGGACCUGUGUGCACGAGCGAGGAUCUGUGGUUACACGUAGACGCUGCAUACGCCGGCAGCGCCCUCAUCUGUCCGGAAUUCCAAUAUCUAAAGAAAGGUGUCGAGCACGCCAGUUCUUUCAACAUGAACCCUAAUAAAUGGAUGCUGGUGAAUUUCGACUGCUCCACAAUGUGGGUUCGAGACCGGGACCUUCUCACGGGCACCUUGGCCGUCGAUCCCGUAUACCUACAACACCGCUACUCAGAUAAAGCCAUCGAUUAUAGACACGUUCGUCUGGCUAAGCUGUUUGAGUCCUUCGUGAAGAAGGACGCAAGAUUUGAAGUUCCAUGUAAAGUUGUUAUGGGUCUCGUAUGCUUUCGCCUCAAGGAGUCAAACGCAACCAAUCAGCGACUGUUAAUGGCGAUCAACGCAUCCGGGGAAUUGCACAUGGUGCCUGCCUCUCUCAACAAUCGUUACGUCAUACGCUUUGCCAUCUGCUCUGAGCACGCCACGGACAGCGACGUGCUGGUUGCCUGGAGAAUCAUCCAGACAUUCAGCACCGAGGUUCUGAAGCGCUCCCGCAGCAGGGAAAGCGGAAGCAUCGAGAAGCGACAGCCGGAACCGAACGGCGUCGUUGACGAUGACGAGGAACCGGAAGAGGACGUCGACAUCGACGACAUCGAGGAUGACGUCUUCAUGUUUGAUCCGACCGUGACCUUGAAUCAUCCCCUGGAGCGGCCGCCGCCUCCGCCCCGAAGAUACAAGGGCCGAGGGUCAUCACGCAACAUGCUCGUGCGCAUGAUCAGUGACCCGAAAUGCUACCAUCCGAAGCUUUACUUGAAUUUCUUCGGUACACUUUCGGUGUUGGUUCUUCAGUCUUUGGGUUGUUAUCGGCAUCUGUUCUUCAGCUUCUGCAGUCGGUUCAUUCUCAUGUUCUCCUGCUGUGUAUAG